This is a messenger RNA of Bursaphelenchus okinawaensis, 1373 nucleotides long. NCBI's taxonomy places the organism in Eukaryota, Metazoa, Nematoda, Chromadorea, Rhabditida, Aphelenchoididae. The record is from the annotation of a GenBank genome assembly.
AUGCCAAGUCCGAAGCCUUUGAAGUCGCCGAAGCGACGUCGCAGAACCGUCAUCGAUGACACGAAAGCGAGCCAGAAAAACUCGUCCUCGCCGCAGGAAGACGACACCCCUCUGCCCGAACUUACCCCGCCCAUCAGCGACAGCGAGCGAAACGAAAAGCUGGCGCGGGCCGAAAGCUACGACCAGUCGAUGCUGCCACCGCCGGAUAAAGAAUCAGAAUUCGUGAAUCCACACCUAAAAUACGAACAUGCCAUAGCCUCGAAGAACUUCGAACCCGGCGAAACCCUGGCCAACAUUAGUGCUGGCGAAUGGGAGAGGGCGGAUCCGGCCUACAAACCCGAAAUGAUCAACGAAAAGAUGAAGGAGGUGGGUUACUGUACAUUGUUGUGGGGCUUUUCGAAGGUAGGAGUACUGUGUGAGAGGGUAGGAUAGAGUGCUAUUAUGUGAGGAAGUAGGGCUUUUGGGAAGUAGGGUAGGGGUACUGUAUGAAAGAGUAGGGUAGAAGUACUGUAUGAGAGGGUAGUGUAGGGGUACUGUGUGAAAGGAUAGGGCUAAUGAAAGGUAAGGUAGGAAUACGGUAUGACUGAGUAGGGGUACUGUGUGAGAGGGUAGUGCUAAUAGAAAAUAGAGUAGAGUUACUUUAUGAGAGGGUUGUAUAUGGGUACUGUAUGGGAGAUUAGGAGUACUGUGUGAGAGGUUAGGGCUAAUGGAAAAUAGAGUAAGGUUAGUGUAUGAGAAAAAGUAUGAGUAAUGUAUGAGAAAAGAAAGUAGGGGUGCUGUAUAAGAGAGUAGGAGGGGGAGGGAGGGGGGAGGUGAAAGGUAGGGUAGAGAUACUGUAUAAGAGAGGCCUUACCUUACCCUACCCUACCACAUCUUACCCUACCCUAUAGUAACAACUACUGUAUUCUUAGAACAAGAUCUCGGUAUUCCAAGCCAGUCAGACAAACGUUGUAGAGGGAAACUCGACCGUACUCAAAGCCAAAGGAUCUUCGAAGCGGAAAAAAGGUAAAAUACGAUUACAAACUAAUUAAUACAAGCCUAAAUCUACAUUUUAGACUUAAAAAAUACACUUUACAAAUUUUUGAAAUUAUCUUUAAAUUCCAUUUUUAAACUUAUAUUACACUGCCAUUCCAGCAUCACCUUCACCCGCGCCCGACAAAGCGGCCCUCAUCGGCCAAAUGGUGACAAAAGUGAUUCGAGAGUACCUAAAAGGCAAAAACGAGGAUCGAAUUCGACUGGAAAUCCGACUGGUCGACGAGGACGACGUGCCAUUUGAAUUGGCAACGGCCGUGAGGAAAGACGCAAAGCCGAUGGACGAAAGGGGCGGGGUUGUGACCAAAAAAUCGCCAAACAACAAAGGAUGGCAUUCUUAA